This is a messenger RNA of Haliotis rufescens (red abalone), 5911 nucleotides long. RefSeq lists its product as uncharacterized. Gene Ontology annotation, biological process: proteolysis. The record is from RefSeq and is a predicted model, not a curated record. NCBI's taxonomy places the organism in Eukaryota, Metazoa, Mollusca, Gastropoda, Lepetellida, Haliotidae. The transcript has 35 exons. Bases 101 to 5509 code for a protein of 1802 amino acids. Gene Ontology annotation, molecular function: metalloendopeptidase activity; zinc ion binding.
GCAACGUGAUAAACGGCUUUCGCUCCGGUCGAGUAAUUUGCUUUCAAAAAGGAAGAGAAACAGCGAAUCGAGCCCAGGCGAAGAGAGCACUACGGACAAGAUGAGAUACCUACUGUUCAGUGCACUGUUGCUGGCAGCACUGGGGGCAUGCAGUGCGUUCACAGUCGACAUAAAUGGCGGUCGUGUACGCAUGCGGAGAGAGGCAGAGGACGCUGGUGAUGAAACUGGCACUGGAAGCGGGUCUGUCGAAUCACAGAGUACCGGCGACACAGCUGCUUCCGACACGUCUGAAACUGAAAGUUCUGACAAAACAGCUGAAACCGAAAGUACUGACACAACAGCCGAAACCGGAAGUGCUGACAAAACAGCUGAAACCGAAAGUACGGAGAAAUCAGCCGAAACCGAAAGUACUGACAAAACAGCCGAAUCCGAAAGUGCUGACAAAACAGCUGAAACCGAAAGUACGGAGAAAUCAGCCGAAACCGAAAGUACUGACAAAACAGCCGAAUCCGAAAGUGCUGACAAAACAGCUGAAACCGAAAGUACGGACAAAUCAGCCGAAACCGAAAGUGCUGACAAAACAGCUGAAACCGAAAGUACUAACAAAACAGCCGAAUCCGAAAGUGCUGACAAAACAGCUGAAACCGAAAAUACCGAAACCACAGAAUCAGGGGGUGAAGGUGCUGCGGCAAGUUCGGCAGGUUCUGCUGCUCCUGAAUCUCCUGAAGCUAAGCUAGAGGUGGCGGUCAAAGAGGACGAUCCAAGUGCAUCAUCUUCUAAGGAAACCAAAGAAGAAAAACUUCCAAAGUCUGAAACAGUUAAGACAGAGGAAGCUGGGGAAGAUGACACGGGGAAGGCAGAUCCCGUGGAGGAAGCUGGGAAGGGGAAGGGAGCUUCUGGAGAUGGGUCAGGCCUGGCGGAAGAGGAAGAUGAACCGACGGCUGUUAAUGAGAACGGCGUGAUCAAUUAUCGUCCAGCCAACACGGAAACAGUCGCGUCAAAGGAAACGAAUACGGAGACUAAGGUCCAGGCCCAGGAGCUGUCGAAGCUGAUGACGGGAGAAGACCUGGAGGACCCCAAAGGUGGCGAUGAAGACGGCGAUAGAAACGAAGACGAAGACAAGAAGACGGACGAAGAAGAUUCAUCAUCUGGGGGCAGUGCAGAGGCUGAGAAAGGACAGGUAGUUGCUGAGUCGGAUGAUGGAGCUGCCACAAGUGCCGCAGGCAGCAGUGCUGAAACUACAGAUGAUGUAAACGUUGUUGCUGAAUCUGACGAGGGUGAUGAAACAGGCAGCAGUGCUGAAGCUACAGAUGAUGUAAAGGUUACUGCUGAAUCUGAUGAGGGUGAUGAAACAGGAAAAAGUGGUGAAGGUGAAAAGAAAGCGGACACUAGUGCGGAAUCUGACAAAGGUGACAGCAGUGGAGGAGAAGUUAAUCUGAGCGUAGAGUCAGGUGACAACACCGAAGGAGACAGUUCUGAAUCCACGAGCGAAACAUCUGGCACAGAGGAAUCAGCUGCGGCAACCGAGACCACGGAAACAGACGCAUCUGGUACGGAAGAAUCAGCUGCGGCAACAGAGACCACGGAAACAGACGCAUCUGGCACAGGGGAAUCUGCUGCGGCAACCGAGACCACAGAUACAGACGCAUCUGGUACAGAAGAAUCAGCUGCGACAACAGGGACCACAGAAACAGACGCAUCUGGUACAGGGGAAUCUGCUGCGGCAACCGAGACCACAGAAUCAGACGCAUCUGGUACAGGGGAAUCUGCUGCGGCAACAGAGACCACAGAUACAGACGCAUCUGGCACAGAGGAAUCAGCUGCGACAACCGAGACCACAGAUACAGACGCAUCUGGCACAGAGGAAUCAGCUGCGACAACCGAGACCACGGAAACAGACGCAUCUGGCACAGACAGUGGUAGUGAUUCAGAUACCUCAUCUCUGACAGCCGAGACUGACGAACCAGAUACUUCUGAGCCCGAAACAUCAGACGCCAGCAAAGAAGAGGAUGACGACGACGAUGAUGAUGAUGAUGAAUCCGAUGAUGAUGAAUCAUCCAAGACCUCUGGCAAACGAAGAAGGAAAAGACUAGCCCUGUCAAACCCCAAGUACAAAUGGCCCAAGGCAAUCUUCCCUUUCAAAUUCCAGGAAGAGCUCGCGCCUAAAAUCAAGCUUGAAGCUACGGCUGCUAUGGGCUAUCUCACCCGCCACACCUGUAUGGAGUUUGUCCCCUACGAAGGCCCACAGACCAACGAAGAGCUCGAACUGAACCACCGUGGACAUCUGAUCUUCGACAACUAUGGAGGAUGCUGGUCUUAUGUCGGACUGAUGGACAGGAAGAGGGGCCAGACAGUAUCCUGCAUGUCCCGAUCGGUGUUUAUUCAUGAGAUCGGCCACUCCGCCUUCUUGGUGCACGAACAGAACGGUGACAACAGGAAGGGACUGAUCAGAAUCAACUACGACAACAUUCAAGACGCCCUCAAAGACCAGUACAUCCAGCUACCCUCCAGUCAGACUCUCAACUACACCGGAUAUGACGUGUCGUCGCUCAUCCACUACCCUAUCGGAAUGAACAGCAAGAACGGCAAGCAGACCAUGUCCAUCCUGUACGAGGCACCAGACUUCCAUGUCGGGGGACAUCUGUAUUAUGUUGCUGCUGAACUCAACAUCGGCUACGACUGUAAAGAAAAGAGUUGCCCAGACUUUGCCACUAAAUGUGUGAAGGACAGCUACGUGGUGAAAAGGGACGGCAAAUGCAGGUGUGAGUGUACACGAGGUGUAGACUCAGAAUCCGGCUGUGCCGAGCCAAAGAAAGCACCCUCCAAGGUCGCCGGCUGGGGUCCCGGCAAGCUGUCGAUGCUGAAACCCAAGGAUGGCUGCCCCGAGGGGAUGAAGGAGCGGGUGAUAGAGCACGAAGGGGAUGCCGCCGGGUCAGCGUCCUCAGUGUUCCACAUGGCGGCUGAGAUGGGAGCCAAGAGUACCCUCCCUCUUUGCGUCAGUGAAGGAGGGGAGGGCAAGUGGCCUAUGGGAAGAUAUUGCCUGAUCAAUGAAAAAGAUAGCUGUCCGAAAGGCUUUGAGAGCGGGAGCUUCACACUUGGACAGAAGAGCGGCGACAACACGGUUCUCAACUUUUGCUGCAAAGACGAUGGAUUUAACUUCGAGGAGAUUCCGAUCAAGAAUGAGAAACCCUUCACUCUCUUCCGUCUGCACAAGUCUUGCCAAAAUGUUGAAGACAUGUACACUUAUGAGGAGAGGAUAACUUUAGACAGCAACACAAAGAUAGUUGCCGAAGGCAAAACCCCGGUCAGCCAAAUCCGAGGAACAGAUCACGCCCUGUCACUGUUCGUCUGUUACUACGUGCCUUUGAAAUAUGGAUGCGGAAAGGCGAUUGACCUGACCCCCGAAAACCCGACAGGAAGUUUAAGCACCCCCAACUACCCACAGAAUUACCCGAAGAGCACAGAGUGCACGUGGCUCGUGACGGGAUCUGAGAAAGACUCUGUGAUCGUGAUUGACUUUGACGACAAAACAUUUUGUCUGGCAUCUGGAGACCACGUGGACGUGCACUACAACAAGAUCGGGCAGCCAAGUCUCAGAAACACCGGGAAGGGGUACAAGCCAAGUGUGGUGACUUUGUACAACAAUGUGAAGAUCCAGUUCAGGUCAGAUCUCGAAACGGAGUGUUCCGGAUUUACGGCCAAAGUCAGGAUGGUCACAAAGGAAGAACAAGCCUUCAAUGUCAACGAUGAAGGCAAGAGUUACCGCGGCACCAUCGACUUCACCCACAACACCAUACCCUGCUUGCCAUGGAGAGAGAUGUCAGAAUGUCCACAUCACCCGUUUGCUCCCGGUGACUAUGGUGAUGGCCUGGAGUCCAACUACUGCCGUAACCCUGGUGACGGCAUCGCGCCCUGGUGCUAUGUGUCGCACGACAACUGCGAGAGAAACUACUGUGACGUCAGUCUCAUUGGUCGCCCUGCUGACAACUUCCCGGACUGCGCCGAGCUCAUUGCGGCGAACAGCGACUUCUGCAAGGAUCAGACGCAGGCAGUUAGAGGGUGUUUCAAGUCCUGUCUCAGUGACAUCAAAUAUGAUAACAAACCCAAAAAAGUGACGGAGGUUACAUGUCCAAAGCCUGAUGCUAUAGACGGUGCCGAGAUAGUUGAUGCCAAGGACUCCUACAAGAUGGGCGAGAAAGCUGUAUAUGAGUGCACCUCCGGCGAGGGAGAUUUGACCAGGACAUGCACCUCUAAUGGCGAUUGGACACCUGGUGGCUAUGUGUGUGGUGAUUGCCCCACCGACUGGAUCCCCCAUCAAGGCUAUUGCUAUCAUUUCUUCGACAUCCCUUCGUCCUAUGCCGAGGCCGAGGACACAUGCCAUUCGUACGACGCAUUCGUCGUUGCCAUCAAGAGCAAGGAGGAAUCUGACUUCCUUGAAAAAAUUUCGCGACCAACGUCACCCCAGUGGCUGGGUAUGAAGAGAAAGGGGAACAGUAGGACUGACUAUGAAUGGGAUAUGGACAAAACGCUUGUGGGUGCAAAUGGAUACUCCAACUGGUACAAGGGCACGCCACAUCACAACAAAAAGAGAAAGAAUGCCUAUUGUCGUGGAAGCAACCAACAGAUGACAUGGCGAGCUCAGAGAUCUAAGAGCCACAAGCCAUUUUUCCCAUUUACAUGUCAGAAGGCAAUUCCAGAAAACAUCCCGUGUGUUGACCGACUGCCAAACUGUGAGGCUGUCGUUGUCGAGACGCCCGAGGUCUGCCAGAACUACACCGAGUCCGGCUGGGGGGAGCAACAGUGCAGGAAGACGUGCGGAGCCUGCGGGGACACAGCCGAGUGUACAGUCCCUGCUGCUGGGGGUCACGCCGAGCUUCUGACCACAGGGUCAGUGCACACAGGGGAGGUGGCGUACUACGAGUGUGAGGAGGGCUACACUGUCAGCAAGGGGAGUCUUAUUAUGGCGUGUCUUCCGUCAGGCAAAAUGACCUCCGAAGCCCCAGAAUGUGUUGAGAAAGGAAGCGUUAUAAGGCCAAGUAAUAACAAUGACAUCCGACCCAGAGGCGGCACCUUCGGUUGCUACGUCUCCUUCACUGGCAACGACGACAUGUACGUGAUUGAUGCCCCCGGCAAGGUCAUUGCCUGGGAGUUCUACCUUCUGUUUGCUGGAACAACUGUCUUCCAAAUAUGGCGGCCUACCGAUGACCCUGCUGUACUGACGCUCGUUGGCCAGAAUUCGAUAUCCGCGAAGGCUGUCCGCCCACACGUUGUCAACAUUCCCGCUGGAGAACAGAUUGAAGUGGAGGCUGGAGACAGAAUCGGUGUGUAUAACCCGUAUGAGCGAGCGGGUAUUGCGUAUGACACGAACAAGGCGCAGGGUGAUGGCAGUCUCAAACUGGCCUCGAAUGUGUGGUAUGCCAGUGAUUUCGUCGUCAACAAUGACUACGAGUUCAAAGCAAGCAGCCCUUUGAGGAUAAUGUCCUUCAGGGCUAUCCUUGGACCCAAAUAAUGCAAGAUUCACCUGACAUAUCUCGUUACGAACAUACACUCCGAUAGUGUCCCAAAACGAACACGACCCGUCUACAACUGAUACUGUUUUGAAAUUAAUUUCUCAUUUCCUUCUGUCGAUCAUGAUACAUUAUUCAUACGCAUACUGAUUAUCGUUCUAUGUGAACCAAUAAUGCAAGAUCUCAUACGUUCUAAUAGGGUGAUAUCUCCAUUAAGUCCGCUCUACGAAUACAAACGAGUUAUAUUCUGAUUAGGAAUAUAUUGGAUUCAUGUGUUAGGUUAACUUGAUGUUGCUUUAUUUAUGUUGUUAUGUAUAAUGCCCCGCUUUUUAUUGACCUUGGUUUGUAUGUUCACUGUGCUUCUGAAUACUUAUGCAGCGCUAAAUAAACUUUAUGCAAGUAGA